AUGCAAUACCAUUCUGACCAGAAAGAGACCUGCGAUCAGAUCGCGGACCAAGUAACAAAGAAUGUCACGGGUAUCGUUUUGCAGGCAGUUCAUGAUAUGAUUCAACCGCUGAGCAAUUCUCUCGCUCAGUGUGUGGACACUCUAGCAAAGCACAAUACCAACGUUGCAGGAGACCAGGUGAAUCUAGCGACCCGAGACCUGAAAGACAUGAAGCAGGUCCUCAACAGCAUUGUGGAAACAAGCCGAGUGCAGCUGGAAGCCUCCCAGAGUGAGGGAGCAACUAUCCAAGAACUGCUUUUGCCAGCCAUGACUGAACACCGGAAGGAUAUUGACAAUCUUGUGCAACGCGCUACAAAGAUCGAAGAACGCACAUCAGAUGUUGAGGAGUAUCUGGAGCUCCAGCUCGCCGACAAGGGUGGCGAUUCAGUCCGCAACGCUCCUCAGGACGAACACCAUACCUUUUACAAUCAUGAAGAGGCGGGAGGGGGUUAA
This is a messenger RNA of Fusarium mangiferae, 492 nucleotides long. RefSeq lists its product as uncharacterized. The transcript has a single exon. The record is from RefSeq and is a predicted model, not a curated record. Bases 1 to 492 code for a protein of 163 amino acids. NCBI's taxonomy places the organism in Eukaryota, Fungi, Ascomycota, Sordariomycetes, Hypocreales, Nectriaceae.